AUGAGGCGGUCGGAAGGAUGGGAUGCCCUCGAAAAUUGGGGCACGAGCGGCUGCAAUCUUCCGGCGCUUACGCCCCAUCAGGAAGCUAGCUACGGCCAGGUGGUAUCAACUACCGGCGGCAGCCAGCGCAGCGAUGGGCUCAACGUCGAGGGCAAGUACAUCGUCGUCCUCAAGCCCACCGUCUCUACUGAGGAGGCCGAGUCUCACUUGAGCUGGGUGAACGAUGUGCACAAACGUAGCUUGGGACGCCGCGACCUGACCGGUGUCGAGUCCACCUACGACCUUCCCGGUUUCCACGGCUAUGCCGGACAAUUCGACGAGUCUACCCUCGAGGAGAUCAAGAACAACCCCGACGUCCUUGAGGUCGAGGCCGACCAGAUCUUCACCCUCUCCGCCACCGUCACCCAGUCGAGCGCCACCUGGGGCCUCGGCACCAUCUCCAGCAGGAGCCGCGGCGCCUCCACCUACCGCUACGACGACUCCGCCGGUGCCGGCAGCUACGCCUACGUCGUCGACAGCGGCAUCAACAUUGCCCACACCGACUUCGGCGGCCGCGCCACCCGCGGCUUCAACGCCGCCGGCGGUACCUUUGAGGACACCUUCGGCCACGGCACCCACGUUGCCGGCACCAUCGGCGGCCGCACCUACGGUGUCGCCAAGGCCGCCAACCUCAUCGACGUCAAGGUCUUCAUCGGCCGCGAGUCCACCACCUCCAUCAUCCUCAACGGAUUCAACUGGGCCGUCAACGACAUCGUAAGCAAGGGUCGCCAGAGGCGCGCCGUCAUCAACAUGUCCCUCGGCGGCGGCUUCUCUACCGCCUUCAACACCGCCGUCCGCUCCGCUUUCAACUCUGGUGUCCUCAGCGUCGUCGCUUCCGCCCUCACUGUCGGCGCCGUCAACUCCAACUGGGCCGAGGACACCUACUCCAACUAUGGCGCUGCCGUCGACAUCCUCGCCCCUGGUACCUCCGUUCUCUCCACCUACAUUGGCUCCACCAGCGCCACUUCUACCCUCACCGGCACUUCCAUGGCUACCCCUCACGUUGUCGGCCUUGCCCUCUACCUUGCCGUUCUUGAGAACAUCAACACUCCCGCUGCCCUCAAGGCUCGCAUCCUCGCCCUCGGCACUGCCAGCGUCACCAGCCGCAGGUCUGGCAGCCCCAACCUCAUUGCCUACAACGGCAUUGCCUAA
Parascedosporium putredinis is the source of this 1191-nucleotide messenger RNA. The record is from the annotation of a GenBank genome assembly. NCBI's taxonomy places the organism in Eukaryota, Fungi, Ascomycota, Sordariomycetes, Microascales, Microascaceae.